Nicotiana tabacum (common tobacco) is the source of this 864-nucleotide messenger RNA. NCBI's taxonomy places the organism in Eukaryota, Viridiplantae, Streptophyta, Magnoliopsida, Solanales, Solanaceae. The record is from RefSeq and is a predicted model, not a curated record.
AUGAAGCAAUACAAGAAACAUAUUGUUAGCAUAAUCCAUGAGUAUUUUUUUUCGGAUGACAUUCCGGAGCUAAUCCGGAGUCUUGAAGAUUUGGGGCAACCUGAGUUCAACCCCAUUUUUCUGAAGAAGCUAAUCACCCUUGCCAUGGACAGGAAAAACAAGGAAAAGGAAAUGGCAUCUGUUUUGCUUUCUGCACUUCAUAUUGAGAUUUUUUCAACUGAAGACAUAGUAAAUGGAUUUGUGUUGCUACUGGAAUCUGCAGAAGAUACAGCUCUUGACAUUUUAGAUGCUUCCAAUGAACUCGCUCUUUUCCUUGCUAGGACCGUAAUAGAUGAUGUCCUUGCUCCACUGAAUUUGGAAGAGAUAUCGAACAGGCUGCCACCAAAUUGCAGCAGUGGAUUGGAGACCGUCUGUACGGCUCAAUCACUUCUGUCUGCUCGGCAUGCUGGAGAAAGGAUCCUAAGGUGUUGGGGUGGUGGGACUGGAUGGGCUGUGGAGGAUGCUAAGGAUAAGAUACAAAAGCUCCUUGAGGAAUUUGAAAGUAGUGGUGUUCUCAGCGAAGCUUGCCAGUGCAUACGAGAUCUUGGAAUGCCAUUCUUCAACCAUGAGGUAGUGAAGAAAGCUUUGGUUAUGGCAAUGGAGAAGAAGAAUGAUAGGAUGCUGGAUUUGCUGCAAGAGUGCUUUAACGAGGGGCUUAUCACCAUCAACCAGAUAACUAAAGGCUUUGGGAGGAUCAAGGAUGGACUUGAUGAUCUGGCUCUUGACAUUCCGAAUGCAAAGGAUAAAUUCACGUUUUAUGUGGAGCAUGCCAAGGAAAGAAGCUGGCUGUUACCGUCCUUUGGGUUAUCUGAUGAUGCAUCUUAA